Messenger RNA from Ramularia collo-cygni, 648 nucleotides. RefSeq lists its product as uncharacterized. NCBI's taxonomy places the organism in Eukaryota, Fungi, Ascomycota, Dothideomycetes, Mycosphaerellales, Mycosphaerellaceae. The record is from RefSeq and is a predicted model, not a curated record. The transcript has a single exon. Bases 1 to 648 code for a protein of 215 amino acids.
AUGAACACGUCCUACACCGCAAACCUCAAAUCCUUCACAGAAGCCGUACACUAUGCCCUUCAAUCUCAAAACACAGUCCAAUUAUGCAUGACGACAGCAUGGAUCCUCUUCAGCGACAAGUCCAGCAAGCCAAACARGAACCCAAACAUCUACAUGAUGGCAAUAGCUCUUGCAGUCGCCCGAAACAUACAACGUGCUCAAGGAGGCGAACGAAUGAUCCGUUUCUCAGAAGGACCUCUCCUUACGGAUUCCAACAGGGAAGAGCUUAGAGAGUGGGUCCGCAAGCAGAUCGACCUGAACAGCAAGGUACACAAUGGAUACGUGGACACGCCGCUACAGACCAUAGUACAAAUACUAUUAAGUCAGCUGCGAGCUGAAGACGUUCAAUUCAAGACCGAGAUGAGCAGAGCAAGACAAGCAGGCUCAUGUAUUUACACUCCAGAGGAACUCGAGAGGGAACUCGAUAAGGUGGGACUUACUCCUGCUUGGGAAAACAAAUUAAGCAGAGACGGCGCGACAUUGGCGGAUCUUGCCAGUUCGGUAAUAAAUAGCAGACUGCAAAGAAAGCUACAUCCUUGGAGACCGCGAGCAGAUAGGCUUAUUGUCAAGAUGCGAGACAUCAAGGAAAAGUGCUUUGCAUCCACGUAG